CCUUCGCGCUGCUUCCCACCUCUCUCUCUCUCCCGAUCUCUCACCGCGUUCGCUUCCUCUCUCUCUCUCUCUCCAGUCUCCACCCGUCGCCGGCGAGGCCGUUCCGCCCCCCGACCCAUGGACGGCAUCGAGGGCCUCCUGGCGCGCGACUUCGGCGUGCGGCCGCAGGGCAAGGCGGCGCCCAUGGCCGCCUCCUCCCAGGCCGCUGGAUCCGCCGCCGCCGCCGCCUGGACCAACCCCAGAUCUGCCCCGGCCUCCGCGGCACCGUCCUAUGACGACCACUUCGGCGCCCCAGCCCCGGCCUCCUCCUUCGACUCGCUCUUCGACUCGUUCAGGGGCACUACUACCGCCAGCUCCUCGUCGGCGGCGGCGGCAGCGAGGGCCAAGCCGGUUCCUUCCGCGGCGCCGGCGUACGAUGACGACAUCUUCGACGCAGUCCCCGGGCUGAGGUCAUCCAACUCUAACACGUCCUCGUCCGGCGCGCGGUACGACGACGGCGUGUUCGGGGCGGCGGCCCCCGCGUACGACAACGUGUUCGCUAGCAACCGCUCCGCGCCGCCGCCGGCGUACGACGAUUUCCUCGGAGGGUUCGGGAGCGGGCCGCGGGCGGAGGAGAAGAAGAGGUCGGUGGAUUUUGACGCCGACGGCGACGACCUGCUUCUUGGGGGCUUUGGGAGGAGUCCAACAGAGGAGAAGAGGAAGCCGGCGGCGGAGGCGGAGGAAACGGGGGGUACCGGGUUCGAUGAUCUGAUCCCGGGGUUCGCGGGGAGCAGCCCGCCGAGGAUUAGGAAGGCUAAUGAUGAUAACAAAAAGAAGCCAGCAGUUCCAACUUCUAAACCAACAGCUAGCAUGGCAGAUGACCCAUUUGUUGUUCUAGAAAGAGCUUCCACUUCAGGUUCUGCAUAUACAUCCCCAGGGAGAUCCACAGAUCCCUUGGAAGAUCUGGAUAAGUCUGCAAACUCUGAAGGCAAGAAUGUCAACAAUACUGAUGCUGAUGAUAGUUUAUUCGAGGAUACAAGUGCUUUUGACCAGGUCCCAGGAUCAGAUCCUUUGUUUACCUCUGAAAUCAAUGGUCAUACCAAGGACAGUAACCCGUCAAGCGUAGCCCAAGAUUCCAGCCCUGUACAGCAUUCAGUGAAUGGAAAUCCAGCACGCAAAUUUUCUAUGGAGGACCUUGGAAAUGUCAUGCCUAAGUCACAGUCUGCAAGGUAUUCUGAUAUUCGAGGUGAUGAUACGGAUCAGUCACCAAGAUCUACUGAAUCUGAAGAUGAUGUAUGGCUUACAGUUUCUGAGAUUCCCCUCUUCACACGGCCAACUAGUGCUCCGCCACCUUCCAGAUCACCACCUCUUCUUAAACAGAAACCACUGGGAGCAAAUGCAAAUAGAAAGAAGAAUGAGCAUGUUCGUCGGUCUAGCCAAAAUCACAAUCAUUACACAGAUUUACCAAAGCAAGCAGAGGUUUCUUCAAUGGAUGAUCUGGAAGGUUUUGCCAUGGGCAAAUCUCACAUGCCUGCUUAUGACAACAAUGUUUUUGAUGAAGAGUUUGAAAGAAAUUCAUCAGAUCGUGAAGAGAAAGACAGGCAGGAAAGAUUGGAACAAGAACGAGAAAUGAGACUGAGGGAGGAAAUGGAGAGAGAACAGCGAAGACUUGAAAAGGAGAGGGAACUGGAGCAGCAGAGAGAGAGAGAGAGAGGAAGACAAGCAGUGGAGAGGGCUACAAAGGAGGCACGGGAGAGAGCAGCUUCUGAAGCUUGUGCAAAAGCUGAAAGGGAGGCUUGCCAGCGUGCACAGCGUGCUGCUGUGCAAAGGGCCACACAGGAAGCCCGUGGGAGGGCUGCAACUGAGGCCAAAGAAAGAGCUGCUAGGGUUGCUGCAGAAGCAAGGGAGAGAGCUGCUGCUGAAGCCAAGGAGAGGGCCGCUGCUGAAGCCAAGGAGAGGGAGAAGGUUGCUGCUAAGGAGAGGGCUGCAGCAGAAAGAGCUGCUGCUGAGAGAGUUCAGCAAGAAGCAAGGAAGAGAGCUGAACGAGCUGCAGUGGAAAGAGCUGCUGCUGAGGCUCGAGAAAGGCAGGCAGCAGCAGCUGCUGCUGCUGCAAGAGAAAAACAGAGCACGCCAGAUGAUCUUGAGUCAUUCUUUGGUGUGGAUGCUCGUGCCAAUAGUGCACCAAAGCAGAGGGCUCCAACCCCAACAGUGGAUUCUAUGUUUGCUUCUGGAGCUCAAGGUAGAGGAAUUGUUAACGGAUCACAAAGAGCAACAUCAACCUCAGCAUCUGUGAGAAAAGCGCCAUCAGCCACAGGUUUUGGGGAUGAUCUGUCUGACUUAUUUGGGGCCCCUGCAUCAUCGGACGUAUUUCAAGAAGUUGAAGGGGAGAGUGAAGAAAGAAGACGAGCUAGGUUAGAACGUCAUCAGAGGACCCGUGAACGGACGGCGAAAGCUCUGGCUGAGAAGAAUGAACGAGAUAUGCAGGUCCAGAGGGAUCAGGCGGAGAGAGAUAGAAUUGGAGACACACUAGACUUUGAAAUUAAGAGGUGGUCUGCUGGAAAAGAGGGCAACUUGCGUGCUUUGUUAUCAACUUUACAAUACAUACUUUGGCCAGAAUGUGGAUGGCAAGUUGUAUCCUUGACCGAUCUGAUCACUGGUGCUGCUGUUAAAAAGCAGUACAGAAAGGCAACAUUAUGCAUCCAUCCUGAUAAGGUGCAACAGAAGGGUGCAACUCUUCAGCAGAAAUAUAUUGCCGAGAAAGUCUUUGAUAUUCUUAAGGAAGCAUGGAACAAAUUCAACUCGGAAGAGCUCUUUUGAAGCACUCUCUGUGACUGUGAAUAUAUAUAAGCUUAACUGUAUAUCCACAGGAAGCACUGGAAGCAAGACACAAAUGAACAAUGUGAAACCUCCACUAAAAUUACCAUUGCUUAACAUAGUCUGUUCAAUUGCUCGUCCCUUCUACUCUGUUCUGUCCUCAUUUGUAUGUGUUCAGUCCAUGGUACUUCCACUACCACUUAAAUGUAUAUGUAGCCUUCUGUUCAUUUGAGGACUGAUGGCAUGCUCUUUCUUUUGGGGUAGUUUUUACAGGGUGAUUUACCUUAUACAACCAAGAUCACAUUGUAUUCUUUUCCGUUACUAUCUUGUGUACAAUGGACCACAGAAAGUCAAGCUACACUUGCUGCCUACCGUUGGUUUUACCGAAAGAGAUGUACACUGUACAGAUUGUGUUAUUGAUUUGAAAUUUCAUUUGGUUUACUCUGA
Molecule: messenger RNA, 3240 nt
Organism: Phragmites australis (common reed)
Lineage: Eukaryota; Viridiplantae; Streptophyta; Magnoliopsida; Poales; Poaceae
Product: auxilin-related protein 2-like
Exons: 8
Coding region: 118-2796 (892 amino acids)
Biological process (GO): clathrin coat disassembly; clathrin-dependent endocytosis
Cellular component (GO): cytoplasm; intracellular membrane-bounded organelle; vesicle
Molecular function (GO): clathrin binding
Source: RefSeq, a predicted model, not a curated record